Molecule: messenger RNA, 4819 nt
Organism: Austrofundulus limnaeus
Lineage: Eukaryota; Metazoa; Chordata; Actinopteri; Cyprinodontiformes; Rivulidae
Gene: glsb
Product: glutaminase b
Exons: 15
Coding region: 119-1810 (563 amino acids)
Biological process (GO): L-glutamine catabolic process
Molecular function (GO): glutaminase activity; protein binding
Source: RefSeq, a predicted model, not a curated record
GACCCCGGCGUUCGUGUGACUCAUCCGCCGCCUGGAAGCAGCAGUGUCUGCGCCGUCUCUUCACAUCCGGACACGCUAGGGGACGCACGUUUUUCUUUCCUCGCGCCACAAGGUUGAGAUGUUCCACUUCAGGUUCUCCACAGUCCUGAAGGAGUUGUUCGAACUAGCCCCACUGAAGCGCCCGUUUCCCGCCUGUAGACAGAGGAGCUGGUCCCGGGCCCCGCCGCCGCCUCACCGCCGCUGCUUCGGUUCUGUCCCGGCUGGCGAUGCCAGGACCGGACCUCCGCGCCGCCUGGCCGCGGCCCAGCGCCGCUCCUACUGCGUGAAGACGGAGGGCGCCACCUCCGUGGAGCUGGAGGAGCAGCUGAAGAAGGAUGCCGCCGAAGGGAACGACAAGAGAAGACAUCCAGGAAUCCUCCCCAGUUUGGAGGAUUUGCUCUUCUACACGGUGGCCGAAGGUCAAGAGAAAAUUCCUGCUCAUAAGUUUCUCACAGCKCUCAAAGGUACCGGACUCCGGACCGGAGAUCCCCGCCUGAAGGAGUGCAUGGAGACCCUCAAACAGACCUUGAAGGCGACUCCAGACGGCGUAACGCUCGACAGGCACCUCUUCAAGAAGUGUGUCCAGAGCAACAUUGUCCUGCUCACUCAGGCCUUCCGAAAGAAGUUCGUCAUCCCCGACUUCCAGGCCUUCACCUCCCAUAUUGACAAGCUUUAUGAGAAAGCCAAAAAGCUCACAGGAGGACAGGUGGCGGACUACAUUCCUCAGCUGGCCAAGUUCAGCCCGGACCUGUGGGCCGUGUCUCUGUGCACGGUGGAUGGACAGAGGCACACGGUGGGCGACACCAAGGUCCCCUUCUGCCUGCAGUCCUGCGUCAAGCCCCUGAAGUACGCCGUGGCGGUCCACGACCACGGCACGGAGUACGUGCACAGCUUCAUCGGGAAGGAGCCGAGCGGCCUCCGCUUCAAUAAGCUCUUCCUGAACGAAGACGAUAAGCCUCACAACCCCAUGGUGAACGCUGGAGCCAUUGUUUGUACUUCACUGAUUAAGCAACACGCCAGCAACGCCGAGAAGUUUGACUAUGCCAUGAAUUUCCUGAAAAACAUGGCAGGAAACGAGUACGUGGGUUUCAGCAACGCCACAUUCCAGUCGGAGCGCGAGUCAGGAGACAGGAACUUCGCCAUCGGCUACUACCUGAAGGAGAAAAAGUGUUUCCCUGAAGGGACGGACAUGACGUCAGUCCUGGACCUGUACUUUCAGCUGUGCGCCAUCGAGGUGACCUGUGAGAGCGCCAGCGUCAUGGCRGCCACCCUGGCCAACGGCGGCAUCUGUCCAAUCACAGGCGAGCGUGUCCUGAGCCCUGAGGCGGUCAGGAACACGCUGAGCCUGAUGCACUCCUGUGGCAUGUACGACUUCUCCGGACAGUUCGCCUUCCACGUUGGACUUCCUGCCAAGUCGGGCGUGGCCGGAGGCAUCCUGCUGGUCGUUCCCAACGUGAUGGGCAUCAUGUGCUGGUCGCCGCCGCUCGACAAGCUGGGCAACUCGGUCCGAGGGAUCCAGUUCUGCACGGACCUGGUGGAGCUUUUUAACUUCCAUAACUACGACAACCUGAGGCACUUUGCCAAGAAACACGACCCUCGCAAAGAGGGCGGAGACCAGAGGCAGCAGCACAGCUUCGGACCCAUGGAUUACGAGAGCCUCCAACAGGAGCUGGCUCUGAAAGCCCCCCUGUGGAAAAAAGUGUCCCCCACUGAGUCCGACCAGGACAGCUCCACCACCGUAGUCUAUAGGAUGGACAAAGUCAGCAAGUGAACCCCCUCCUCUCACCUUCACCUCUGAUAUUUAUAAAAACCAUGUAGAGGGUUAUUUAUUACUUGUGAAGCAGCUACUGUGUGGAUGGGGCGGGGAAAUUGUUUUUAUUUUUGUUUUGCCUCAGUGUGUCUAAAAUUUGUAGGUCUGAAGACUGACGAGUUSCAAAAGAAUGUUUGCUAUAAAGAAAAAGCCUCGAACUCUUCAUAAAUAUUCCUUUAUUUUAAAUUAAUCGAUGAAAAAAGUUCUGAAACAUUUACAAUUUUAUGAAUUUAAGAUUUAAAGAGUUGAAAUAUGAGUUAAAAAUUGGAUUAAAAUCCUAACAAAAACCUAUUUUUUUAACUUUAGAAAAAGCAUCAAUGUAGACUAUUAUAUUUAAAAGGUACAGGCAGGUUAAUUUAUCUUCCUGUUCUCGUGAGGGUCAUUAAGGUCUUUGUAAGCCAGACUCAGAUGUUUUUUGGUCCCAAACAGGUAAACUUCACUACCUGUCCUCGUGAAGGUCAUUAGCGUCAUUGUUAGCUUAACUUAGAGAUAUUUGGUCACAGGCAGGUUAAUUUAACUUCCUGUUCUCGUGAGGGUCAUUAAGGUCUUUGUUAGCCCAGCUCACAGAGAUGUUUUGGUUACAGGCAAGUCAUUCUGGCUUCCUUUCCUUCAGGGGAUCAUUAGGAUCUUUGCUUGCUUGAUUCAGAGAUGUUUUGGUCACAGGCAGAUCARUCUCACUUCCUGUCCUCCUGAGGGUCAUUAGAGUCAGUUAGCAGCAGGUUGUCCUCCAGCGCUCAGCAUCUGUUCUGAGGGCAGCUGUUGGGUUAGCCUCAUCUGGCCUUGAUGUGUUGUUAGUUGCUUGUUUUGCUCUGGUCCAACCUCCUCAGCUGUGAGCAGGUUUGUCUUGGCUGCGAUCCAAAACCAUCUCUGCAUGUUGACUCRGAGCAUGAGGAGAUGUUUGUGUUCAAACAUGAUCGCCCUCUUCUGCACGAUGACUGACUUUUCCUUUUCUGCGUAUCAUUAAACCAUUGAUGACAUCACUCGCCUGCAGUUUUAUCAUCUCUAAACUCUUUAUAAWGCCUAUAAACGAGACUACUUGACCGUUUUACUAGAUGAGCUGCGCUGUAGAGACCACUAGUUUUCUGAUUUAGAACUGUGAUGCGUUUGAAGCGCCUGGAAAGAAUAUUUGUCGUAAAACUUUAAUUCAAUAAUCUAAAUUAUCGCCCGCUCCUAUCAUGAUUCAUGUUUUUGCACAGUAURGUCUCUCUUGUGAUGAGCAUAAAUUCACUAUUUAUUUAUUUAUUGUACUAAAAUGAAAGAUUAAGGCAAAUAAUGAGAAUAAAAAGAAAACAAAAAUCCCAAACAUACCAAAGAGCAAAUUAAGAAAUUUCAAAAUACAUUUUAAUGUUGACUACUUAAAUAAUGACUUAACUCCCAGACUGUGUUUUGCMUGAAGGUGAUGUUUUUAACCCUUCAGUCCUUAGUUUUGUUAAAGAAAAGACGUCUGCAUGGUUUUUGUGAUGCAUCGGRCCUCUGGAGUGACAAUUUCAGAUGUUUUUUGAGCGGAGUUUGAUUUUUGUUGAUCCAGAAUUGUUUGUAUAAAUACUGGGGGAAAAAAGAGUGCUUGGAACAUUUUCAGUAUUAUCAGGGCAGUUUUCUAAGCUUUUAGUUCUUCUGAAUGUACAUAGCUGCAGGUGUAAAUAAAUUUCAGGCGAAUUUAAACUUCUGACGUUCCAGAUUCGUACGAUCCCGUUGGGGAAACGGAGAUCGUUGCACAUGAAUGUCACAAUAGCAGAUGCCUUAAUGAUCGCUCCACUGUGACGCCACCGGGAGKGGAGUUAUUUUAUUUCAUUUUAAGUACCUUGGUUAAGGUUGAAGCUUUAAUUUUUAGCUGAAACCAGAAUCUGAUUGGAGUAAAAUCUCUGCUGUGACUCCUAUCAUGUUUAGGAAAUACUUUAUUUUAUGUUACAUUCUUCAAGUUUCUUUUCAUCACUGUUGUUUGGUAGAAAGUUUUCAAAAGCCUCGGUCAUCAUUAAUGCUCAGAUUGUUGCGAUAAAACCAUGAUUUAUUUUUUAAAAAAUAACCGUUAAUCUCAAGUUACAAUCUGUAGGGUUUUUAUUCUGCCACGGUAUGUUUAUUCUACAAGUUCAUUUGUUUUUGUAACUGUUAAGAAUAUAUUUAUUCAGAGUAAUUUACAUUCUCUCUUCGCUCUAGAUUUAGYCCAUAUUUAAAGAGAUUAAAUUUGUACAAAUGUGAUUUAUAUUUAUUUAUUGACUAAAACAGCUAAAAGACAAGUGAAGAAAAUUAAAGUUUGUAGAUUUAAAUUUUAUCAAAAAAAAUUUAAUCUUAAACAUGAAAGUCGUAAAUAUGAAGUACUGAUUGAAAGUUUUAAUCAUUAAAAUCUGAACAGUUGAGAAAAAAGUGCCAAAUAAAUAUAGUAUUUUCUGUUGACAGCUUGUAGAUUUUUUUUUAUUUUCUAGUGAUAAAAUUUGUUUUUGUUGCUUUUAGUCAUUAUACAGUAGUUAGAAGAUGGACAGGAUCCCAUAAAUCAGGUGAAAAAAWAUUCUGACAAAAUUAAGUUAUUUGCUUAGCUUUUGGAGUUGAAGUUUAUUUCACUGGUUGUUUAAUGUUUUAGGGUUUUUGGUUUUUGAUGCCGGCAGCCUCUGGUUUCUGAAUUUUGAGGAAAGUUUUAUAGUUGCAAGUUUGCACUUAAAUGUUGUGAGUUUUGAAUCAUGAAAGCUGCACUGGACAGUAUUAACUAGGCAUACAGGUGUUCAUGACAUCACAGUAUCAUCAGCAUAGUGUUUUGUUCAAUUAAAAACAAAUGGAAAGGGACCGAGUACACAUCCCUGAGKAAACACCCUCUGAUUGCACUGAAGCUUCUGCCUGUGCCUCAAUCCAAUCAAUCAGCGUUGAUUAUCACAAAUGAUUGUUUAAUAAAUAAACCUCAGAUCUGGGUUUUCUUUGAUCAGAUUUAAUCAAAUUAAUGACAACGGGGCUUUUGAAUCUUUUACUAGUAUUUCCAGUUUU